Messenger RNA from Rotaria socialis, 369 nucleotides. The record is from the annotation of a GenBank genome assembly. Lineage: Eukaryota; Metazoa; Rotifera; Eurotatoria; Philodinida; Philodinidae.
AUGGCGACGAAAAAUAAACUCGAACUUCCAUCGUCACCGACGUUUUCUCAAAUGAUGGAGGAUUUGGAAAUUAUGUCGACAGACGAAAAGAUUUUCCAAUUAUGUCAAUUGGCAGAGCAAACGAAACAUGACGAAACAUCGAAUGCAACUACAAUUGAAAAGACAUAUGGACUUAUCAAUGAAUUUCUUGCUCGACUAGAAACACUAAAACGUCUUGAUUCAACUCUAACAGCUCAAAAUGAUACAAAUAAUGAUCAACUUGAAAAUAAACUGAAAGAUAUUAUUGAACAACUUCAAACGUGUCUGACUAAAUUGCAAACGAGAUCUUUUUCGAAUACUAAAACUGUUUUAUCUGAUAAUAAAAAUUGA